AGAGGAGAUGAAUAAAAUUCAUGUGGGGCUGUCUUUCUUAACAUUUACCCAAAAUUGACUUCACACUGCCAGGGUGCGUUUAACGAGUUUCUGGAAACUUCGCGUAGAAGUCAUAUGCGCCCAAUUCAUGAUUUAAUACAUCAAGAUUACAACUGCUGCUGCUUAUUUCCCUGCAUCGGGGGAGAUUCUUUACAAGCGCAUAUACGCAGUCCAACAGAUUCUUACGUCAGUGGCGAAACCAUUUACGUUUUUGUUGAUGUUAAUUUCAGUUCAGCAACAGUAGAACUGUCUCAAGUGAAGUUAUGGUUGGAACAGACACUGAAGUUCGAUUAUAAUAACGGUAAACAGAAAUUACUGCGCAAGAUUAUAGUCCCGACUCCCUGCAAUGGUCCAUUUCUUCCUCAAACAACGAUUGAAGUGGGAUUACAGGUGCCAAUUUUACUUCACUCGGAUUUUCCACAUUGUCGAUUUUUGAACGUAGACUAUCGUCUGCAUGUUGAACUGACUUUAUCGGGAUGCAAUCGGUGUAUCGAGAGAGCAUACGACAUCAAGAUUGGAUCGAAAUCGGUGCAAACCCGACGCUUGGAUUAGUCAAAGCCAUCAACCAGCUGAGCUUUUCCAAAUGAUGUGACAUGCUAAGAAACUUGCCGUUCAACACCAGCUGUAGAAAAGAUACAAAAUAACCAAACGUUUUAUGAAAUGAAAUAUUCAACAUUCCGUGAUAUUUUGUGAGGUUAUCAUUUUAGAGUGCUUAUUUAACGAAUAAUUAUUCUCAGUAAACCCGAAUCGAGUUUGUACCAUGGUUGAACAGCAGGUUGUUGGGAUCAUUAUUGCUGUAUUGUUGCCAGACCUAUUUCGCCAAGUUAUAUUGAAUUUUAUUAAGGACGUUCAAUUUUAUACCAUUCUAUAGUAUAAUAUAUCAUUUUUUAAAAUAUUUUGUAAGUGAAGGCCCUCGG
This is a messenger RNA of Diachasma alloeum, 956 nucleotides long. RefSeq lists its product as uncharacterized. Lineage: Eukaryota; Metazoa; Arthropoda; Insecta; Hymenoptera; Braconidae. The transcript has 4 exons. The record is from RefSeq and is a predicted model, not a curated record. Bases 115 to 591 code for a protein of 158 amino acids.